Agrilus planipennis (emerald ash borer) is the source of this 1130-nucleotide messenger RNA. RefSeq lists its product as uncharacterized. Lineage: Eukaryota; Metazoa; Arthropoda; Insecta; Coleoptera; Buprestidae. The transcript is spliced from 4 exons. Bases 67 to 954 code for a protein of 295 amino acids. The record is from RefSeq and is a predicted model, not a curated record.
UUAAUUCCACGUAUUCCGAAAGAUUUGGCGGUUUUAAUUCAUCAGGUUUUAAAUUAUUUUUUUCACAUGAUUCAAAAUAAAACCGAUUCAAAUCAGAAUAUGAAUUGUUCUCCGAAUCUUAACAAAAUAAAAGAAGAAGAAACAAGCUUACAGAGUAUACCUGAUUCGGUUCCACUGGCAACAUCUUCAACAACUGAUUUAAGAUUUGGAUACAAUGACGCCGUUAAUCCAAAAAUAUGCCCGAAUCAACCCCUUUCACCUGCUAGCAGGUACCGUUCAUUGGACACCCUCACUUCAAAUAACGCACCACAGUCAGAAUUACCAGAACCUGGAGCGUUAUCGAAAAUUACAACCCCUCAUAGAAAAGUUCGUGAUUCAAUUACGCAAUCAAGUCCAAACAUAAAGUUAGCUGUGGAUUUAAGGGAUGAUCCCGUGCAGAAAAAUUCGUCAGAAAGUAAAGAUUAUGAAGUAGUUAAAAAAUUAUUGAGAGAUUCAACGGAAUUAAUUAAUAAAGCGUUGGACAUAAUAGAACAAAAAGAUAAACUUCCUGUAUCACCAGGAGGUAAAAUUAAGAAACCGCCAUCUAGAGAAAGAAAUGUUACAAUUAAGAAAUUCUUUGAAACUACUUUGCAUCGUCCAUCGUCGGUGCUUCCAAAAGUGAAACAAAGUUACGGAUCGAGCCCAGUAUUAGCAAAAAAACAAAACAGAAACGACCAAACACCAUCUCAUGCAUCAUUGACCGACAUUUCGUCAAAUAAAGUGAGACUGCCAUCCACAAGUUCAAUACCUUCUCCUCGUUCACCGUCAAAGAAAACAAAUAGCGCUAGCGCUUCAAAAAUCCCCGGAUCAGCAUCAGGAAACAGACCGGUUAGAAAAUUCAAUUCCUUAUAUGGCCACGUUAAAUCCACAAUUCCUAAGCCGAGUUCCAUCAAAAAAGAUGUUAAUAAUAAAUAAAUAUACAAUGGUGUGUACAUUUUUUAGCAUGCGUUUCUUUUAUUAUACUCAUACUCUGUGCAGUGUACUUUUUAAAAUUUUGUAUUUUACUAUUAAUUGAUGUGAUAUGUAUGUAGGCAUUAAGUAAUUGUGUUUUUUAUUAAUCUAAUGAUUUUAUUAUGUUAAUUAAUGUUAAA